UCCUCAUUCUGACUAGGGACAACAGAGAGCAGGAUGCGGCCACUUUAUCCCUCACCGCUAAAGUUUUCGAUCCCAUAGUCCUAUCUUUACCUCGGGACAAUUUAGAUUUUUCUGCUAAGAGCCAAAUGUGAAGUCUGCUCUAAGAAACCUAGAGCCCAGGAAUCUUGCCAGAGCUCUGCAAAGAAGGCCAGAACCUUGCUGAAGGAAAACGAGAGGGAAAAAAGUUUUAAAAUUCUCCAUGAAGUAUACUAUGUUCUGCCAUUUAUUCCCAAGGCUACUGGAAGCAUUCCUCUCAGGAAAGGCAGAGUUGGCGGUGAGAAGCCGGACCUGAGAAGACUCUGGGAGGACAGAUUAGUUCAUUUUUUGAAUUCCCUAUGUGAGGACAGUCUUCAAGCCCAGCAAGGCUUUGAGACGCCCUGAAGAUGAGCGCUAAUGGCAGCACAAUGCGCCAGCUUCUCUGGCAGGACCCAGUGUGCAGUGGCUGGAAGCAGGAUCUGGAAGGGGCUGUGUACCAUCUGGCCAACUGCUUCUUGCUCCUGGGCUUCAUGGGGGGCAGUGGGGUGUAUGGAUGCUUCUACCUCUUUGGCUUCCUGGGCACAGGCUAUGUGUGCUGCGUGAUGUGGGGCUGGUUUGAUGCCUGCGGCCUGGACAUCAUCCUCUGGAGCUUCCUGCUGGCAAUGGCCUGCCUGUUCCAGCUGGCACACCUGGUCUACCGCCUGCGUAAAAACACCCUCCCCGAGGAGUUCGAUCUCCUCUACAAGACGCUGUGCCUACCCUUGCAGGUGCCUCUGCAGGUGUACAAGGAGAUUGUUCACUGCUGUGAGGAGCAGGUCUUCACUCUGGCCACUGAGCAGACUUACGCUGUGGAGGGUGAGACACCCAUCAACCGCUUGUCCCUGCUACUCUCUGGCCGGGUUCGUGUGAGCCAGGAUGGGCAAUUUCUGCACUACAUCUUUCCUUACCAGUUCAUGGACUCUCCUGAGUGGGAAUCGCUGCAGCCCUCCGAGGAGGGGGUGUUCCAGGUCACUCUGACUGCUGAGACUGCAUGUAGCUACAUCUCCUGGCCCCGGAAAAGUCUCCACCUUCUUUUGUCCAAAGAGCGAUACAUUUCCCGCCUCUUCUCAGCCCUGCUGGGCUAUGACAUCUCUGAGAAGCUCUACGCUCUCAACGAUAAGCUCUUUGCCAAGUUUGGGCUGCGUUUCGACAUCCGUCUCCCCAGCCUGUACCAUGUCCUGGGUCCUGCUGCUCCAGAUACAGGGCCAGAGUCUGAGAAGGAUGAUGAGGAAGUUCGUGAGUCAGCCAUGCCCACAUCUGCCCAGCAAACACCCCCUCGCUCUCCUCUUCCAGCUGCCAGUGGCCCUCCAGCACCUCCCUCCCGGGCCAGGAUGUCCAGGCCGGACAGCGGCGUCCUGGCUUCUAGAACUCCUCUCCACAGCUACUCUCAAGUUGUGUCCAGGGGACAGGCCCCCUUGGCUCCAACCCACACUCCUGAACUUUAAGGAUCAACAGGCUAUCUUUUUCUCUGGCCGCACUAAUCUUCACAGGAAGGUCACUUGAGUGCACACCGCGUCUCACCCCCUGGAAGGCUCACAGGCAAGGUCAGAGCAGACACAGAAGACGUCGCCCCGCUGCUAACAUCAAGGGCUCCAGGCGACUUGUGCAAAUUUACCCUCACCAGCCUUCCUUCCAGGAAAAGGCACCCAAAAGUGUGAAAGCACCGAUCCCAUCCUUCACUAACUGCAGAAUCUUGGGCAAGUUACAUAGGCUCUCUGAGCCUCAUCUGUAGAGUGGGGAUUCACAAAACCCAUCUCCCAGGGUUGUGGUGAGCACUGAAUGAGCUGACUUAGGUAGAGCCCCUCGGACAUGUACGUGGCGUGACACCUAGUAAGCACUCCAUAAAUCACUCAGUUUUUUUCCCUUGUUGUUUUUCUGAACUGUUAAAAGGGUCACUGAAGUCAGCUAGCCAAGAAGUUUUCAUGGUUUACUUGUUUGUUUUUCCAGUUAGAUUCAAUUUAUAGAAGUAGAAACUUUUAAAAACCUAGUUUUCCCUUAAGCUUUUAAGUUCAACUUACAAAUCUCUUGUUCUGUUUAGGACCCUAGUAUUAAACAAUAGUUUUCAGAGGGACUUUAAAAAACUUAGUUAAUUAAAUUUCCUUUCAUGGUUUUAAGUGGGUUUAUAAAUUUAAUAUAUUCUGUUUUACUUUUCCCCUAAAUACUUCAACAUAUAUUCUGGUUAUCUAUUGUCCUAUAACAUUCAUACCUAAAACAGUGACUUUUUUUAAUGAAUAUAAUUUAUUGUCAAAUUGGCUUAUGUACAAC
Lynx canadensis (Canada lynx) is the source of this 2319-nucleotide messenger RNA. RefSeq names its product popeye domain containing 2 (gene POPDC2). The record is from RefSeq and is a predicted model, not a curated record. Lineage: Eukaryota; Metazoa; Chordata; Mammalia; Carnivora; Felidae. Gene Ontology annotation, molecular function: cAMP binding. Gene Ontology annotation, cellular component: sarcolemma. The transcript is spliced from 4 exons. The coding region runs from base 423 to 1499 and encodes 358 amino acids.